AUGCUUCGACGUCCCGCAAGCAACAAGCUGGGGCUUCUGAGCUUCCAGUCGCUUUCAUAUCGGAGACCACUAUUGUCAUACCCACACGCAGUUCUUCCCCGAUACCAGGGUAACUGGAGCCGCGAUCAUGAAGCUUUCGAUGGGCCCAAUUCCGAACGAAACCGCAAACCGAAAGAUAACGGAAAACCUGAAGCAGGGAGAUUCACAUUGGAUGUGGACACUCUUGGGAAACCAGGACAAAUCGUUGUUGUGCCCUCACGUCGCAGCCGGAUGUUAAAUCGCAAUCGCAAUCGCAAUCGCAACGAAAACCCCGAAAAUGAAUCUGGCGACACAAUAACCGCCAUGUUGAAUGAACUUGAUGAAGAGAAAUUGUUACCCAGCGAUAAGUCAGUCAAGGAAAGAAUUGAUGAGGUUCGUGGAUCAUAUCAACUGGGACAGAUCUUGCCUGCAGCCGAUCUUAAGGCAUUGUGGUCAAAAUUGGCUUCCUCUUUCACAUACAAGCAAUUGUCGGAUUUCAUUUCAGAGUACAACCGCAAUGCUGCGAUAGAAGAGAAAGGGGGAAAAUCCCGGGCUGCAGAGACGAUUGUUCGGAAUUGUUGGCAGCUGGUGGCUGAUGGCGAGCGUGGCCGGUUAGAAUUCCGCAUGCCAGCUCAGUUCAUAUCCUUGCUUCUGCAUGCUGAGCAUUUUUCUUUCCACGAGCUAGCUAGUCUCCAUGGCUGUGGCAUUGAAGUCACACAAUCCGCGGGCCUAGUGUCACUCACUGGCAAGCGAAAUGAUUGUGAGUCUGUUCAUGAGAUUAUCGUUGAUGCCACUGGCAGGAUCCGCGAGGGUGAUGUUGGAAUCGACCCAUAUAUCCAUGGAGAUGGAACUAGUCAAGUAUUUACCCCAGACUUUUUGGAAUGGGUCAACAGCACACACGGCGUUUUUGUGGAACACAAAGGACACAGACCACCACAAAAGAUUCUCUAUCUUGCUGAGAAUAAGUUGGGAGCAGAUAAUGCGCGAAGGACUUUGAACUUGGCCUUGUCCAACACCACAUCACCAUCGGCGCCAUUCUCAACAUAUUUACCUGCUUCGGAACUUGCCAGUACUUAUAGCUACAGACCAGGAGCUCACGCUUCGUGGUUUGAGCAAGAAAAGUUGUGGUUCCGGUGGGCAAUGUCUUCCAGUCAAAAUGCGGAGGCAGAAAACCUUGACACUCCUUUCUUCGAUAAGCACCAAACACGGCUCUCAGAUGAGCUAUUGAAGCUUCUCCGAGUUAAUACUCCGCAAACCGGUUCAGUCAUCGGGUUGCAUGAGUCUGUGACAGCCGUGGUUGGGAAAUGCCUUUUUAUGCAAAAGCCCUCUUUCGAUGAGACAGCCAUCAGUCCAGCACAGUUGGGGAAACUGUCCCUUCCACGCGCUUUCACAAACGACAUACCAUUGGUGUCGCGUUUCAUCGACUCACUCAUGCCUAUCAGCCCAAAGGAGGAGGCACAGCUAUAUCGACUCCGGUUGUCUCCGACCUCCAACGCAGGAUCCCCGCCGGAACUCGAAAUUGAAGUGGCUAUGAACUCAAACUUGGAUGGUGUGGACGUCCAUAGCGUAAAGGCUAUUCUCACCACAAACAGCGUUGACUACCUGCUUCCGGAAAAUGGUCUGGACCUACGUUUCACACGGACCAUCUCGCAAGACCUCUUGUAUAAGCCAUCUUCGAACCCCGAACUCUCGGAAAACUCUUCUGGGCACCUUUUGUCCGAUCCUUCUUCUUCGCCACAGGUCCAAGAAAUGCUGCAAAGCAUCAAAACCUCCCUCCAGGGCCCAGUCGUCAGCAGUGGGGCUUCACAGGGUCCUGUUCCACCUCCUAUAUUUUGCAAUAUCACUCUUCCCUGUGAUCUUGUUCAUCGUCCUGCCUCGCAAAAAGUUAAAUCCAAAAAGGUGGACGAAUCAGUGGCAGAGGACUGCGUCGCUGUCGAAUACAUGUUCCCUCCACUCAGCGACAUUCGAGGUGCCGUUGUCCAAAAGUAUAACUUUGAUGGACGAGCACUUGACUACCGGUAUUACGAGAGCGAUUCGCACCUUGCUGCUCGGACAAAUGAGGUCUCUCUACACAUGGAGAUUCCCCAAAUUGACUCGGCCCCAGAAAAUGACCAAUCUGAGCAGCUUGAUCAUGAGUUCCAUUCGUUCUACAACGCGGCGUGUGGUAUGGCAUUCAAAAUCCACGGCAAAAGAUAUGUGGAUUAA
Molecule: messenger RNA, 2223 nt
Organism: Penicillium mononematosum
Lineage: Eukaryota; Fungi; Ascomycota; Eurotiomycetes; Eurotiales; Aspergillaceae
Product: putative respiratory complex assembly protein Rmp1
Exons: 2
Coding region: 1-2223 (740 amino acids)
Source: RefSeq, a predicted model, not a curated record